AUGUGUUUACUGGUUUAUGCUACUCUCCAACAAAACAGGAGCUCAAUAAAAAAUAGAUCCUUGGUAAUGACAAGCAUGCCCACUGAGAAGCAGGAGGUAGUCUUCCAGCUGGUCAGAAAUCUGGGUGGUUUUACAGUGGUGGAUAAUGUGUGUGAAAGCACCACUCAUGUGGUGUCCGGCAGCCCACGACGGACCCUUAAUAUCUUGUUAGGCAUUGCACGUGGCUGCUGGAUCCUCUCCUUUGAAUGGGUCCUGUGGUGUUUGGAGCACAGGCAGUGGGUUCCUGAAGAGCCUUAUGAGCUGUCUGAUCAUUUCCCUGCUGCACCUAUAUGCCGUCUGCAGCAGCAUCUGUCUGCUGGGGAACAUCAGCAGGAUCUGUUCCAGCAUCAGCGGCCCAUGUUUGUGUCCCCACACUCCCAGCCCCCCUGCAACAGCCUGACAGAACUCAUUCAGCUUUGUGGAGGAACUGUAUGCCGGAGUGUGCGACAGGCUGGAAUCUUUAUUGGACAGUAUAAUGGCAAAAAAACAGAGGGGAGCUGCAGUCUUUCUGAACAGUGGAUUUUAGACUGUGUCACACACCUCACACUGCUCCCAUAUGAAAACUAUGUCUUGGAAUGAAGAACCCUGGAAUGUGAUACUCCUGUAGUUGUAAAAAUUGGCUUUGACUUUUUUUUUUUUUUAAUCUAUAGAUACUAUUAUUAAAUAUCUCUACUGUAUUUUGUGUGCUUGGCAACUUAGUGUAGUAGUGAUUUGUAAUGUUCAUGUUAUAUAGUCAGUUGUCUUUUAUGUUACUCUGUGUAUUUUUUUCCCCCUUAAUUUAAUAAAACUGUGAUUAAAAAA
This is a messenger RNA of Sinocyclocheilus grahami, 840 nucleotides long. Its product is annotated as microcephalin-like. Gene Ontology annotation, cellular component: nucleus. The record is from RefSeq and is a predicted model, not a curated record. Gene Ontology annotation, biological process: mitotic cell cycle; DNA repair. The transcript is spliced from 6 exons. Gene Ontology annotation, molecular function: zinc ion binding; ubiquitin-protein transferase activity; DNA binding. NCBI's taxonomy places the organism in Eukaryota, Metazoa, Chordata, Actinopteri, Cypriniformes, Cyprinidae. The coding region runs from base 1 to 618 and encodes 205 amino acids.